Molecule: messenger RNA, 6063 nt
Organism: Silurus meridionalis
Lineage: Eukaryota; Metazoa; Chordata; Actinopteri; Siluriformes; Siluridae
Gene: gab2
Product: GRB2-associated binding protein 2
Exons: 10
Coding region: 515-2539 (674 amino acids)
Source: RefSeq, a predicted model, not a curated record
CCACGCCUCUUUGUGAGUGAUUCGUUAGAAAACAAUGAUGUUCGGCUUUGGGGAGGAAGGAGCGAUUCUACAGCAAGGCCUGGGUUUGUAGUCGGGACUUGGAAGAUCAGUAGUGUCGCAACACCCAGAGACCCUGAAGUAGUAGUAGUAGUAGUGGUGGUGGUGUGGCGUGGGCGAUAAAGACGCACCGAGACUACUUUCUCCACCAGUGAACGAGACUGCCUGUUCCUCCUCCUUCUCACUCUGAUUCUCCACGACCUGCUCCAGAGUCAGUCGAGAGCUCGCGCGGUGUUUGGUGUCUCCUCGAGAUCUCCGGACGCGCGCGCUCUCCCGCAUCACUUAAAUGGGCCGGCGGAGUGCGUCGGUGCGCGCGCGCUUCUGCAUUCUCCCUAAAUGGACCUGCAUCAUCAUCAUCUGAUUGUACUAUCCUGUGUGUGAAAGGUCCUGCUGUUGUUGCGAUCGGGCUUAUUUAGGGAACAGGUGGAAAGGAAAAAGGAAAAGAAACGAAAGAAACAUGAGUGGCGGAGAAAUUAUCUGCCAGGGUUGGCUGAGAAAAUCCCCACCGGAGAAAAAACUUCGAAGAUACGCCUGGAAGAAGCGCUGGUUUAUCCUACGCAGUGGGCGCAUGAGUGGGGACCCAGAUGUUCUGGAGUACUACAAGAAUGACCACGCCAAAAAGCCCAUUCGCAUUAUCGAUCUACACUGCUGUGAGCAGGUUGACGCCGGACUCACUUUUAAGCGCAAAGAGUUCCAGGACAGUUUUGUGUUUGAUAUCAAAACAGCCGAACGAACCUUCUACCUAGUGGCAGAGACGGAAGACGAGAUGAACCGCUGGGUUCGUUCCAUCUGCCAGCUUUGUGGAUUCAACCAGUCUGAAGACAAUCAUGAUGAUAGGCCAUCUACUACCCACAUGCUUCGCUCCAUGGCUGGUGACCUCAGCAGUUCUCUGGUUCCUCUGCUUGGUGAACGCAAGACGACUGUGCCCUCACACUCCAGCCAACCAAUGCUGUUCACCUUUGACAUGCCAAUUCGCCACUCCCAUGCACCCCUGUCUAACAGCGCCCCACAGGACUACCUCCUUCUUCACCAGUGCAUGAGCAGGAAGAGUGAAAACACUCGAAGUGCCAGUUUCUCACAGGCACAGCGUGGCAGUUUGUUGUUGGGCAGUGACUCAGCAGUGCAGCGUAUAGCUCAUGGUGUCUCGCAGUGUAUAAAUGGGACUGGCUCUCAGCUGCAUGGCUCCUACAGCCUCCCCAAGUCCAACAAACAGCAGCUUGGGGUGCAUGCAGAUUUAUCCGGGAAGGCCUGUUACGCACUGCCUCGAGCCCACAGUGCCGAGGAGCCUUCGGACCUCGAAGCUGAAGAAAUUUAUACGUAUAAGACACCCUGUAAUGCUCUUGCCACUGCGCAAUUCAAUGACCAGCGCCCUCCAGACAAUUAUGACCUGCCUGGCACACCUGGCUCUAUCUAUCAGAUACCUCGCACAUUCGAUAGAAACCACAAUGCUCUGACGCCAAACAGUGCAGAUUCAACUGGUGGCCACCCACCCCCCAGGCCACCAAAACCUAGCUUGAACUCGGAGACACGCUGGGGAAGCCCACAGUCAAUUGGAGGACAGAAUGGAGAAGUGGCCAACAUGUCCGUCAUCCCACGAAGGAACACACUUCCAGCUGUAGAGAACAUCAAGCUUCACAGAGGAUCCUCAUUUGAGACCAGCAAUCAGCGUCCACACUAUUUUAAUAACUCUGGUCAAUCUGUAGAAUCUGUCAACGAUGGCUUCAGCUCGUACCUGAGAGAAAAACCUCCACUUACUCGCUCAGACAGUGGAAAUUCUGACGACAACUAUGUACCUAUGAACCCUGGCUCUUCCACCUCCCCUCUCAAUGCUGCCCUAGCUGACAGCCCCAAGAACAACUACAUUCCCAUGAGUCCUGGUCCACACCACUUUGACUUCCCAGGAUUCUCUGCAACUCUGCCAGCCAGGAAAGGCAGUACAGCGUCAAUGUGCUACAGACCAGGCCGUGUGAGUGACGUCACACCUCCACCAAUCAACCGCAACCUUAAGCCCAACAGAAAAGUAAAACCAACGCCUCUGGAUCUGAGGAACAAUGGCAUCAUUGAUGAGCUUCCUUUCAAGAGCCCUGUUACACUGUCAUGGAGCAGACCUGUGCCUGUUAUGAAUUCCAUCUCUUCACAACACUGUCGACCCAUCUCCACGCAGAGCAUCACCAGCACUGAUUCUGCAGACAGUGAAGAAAAUUAUGUGGCAAUGCAAAACCCAGCAUCUACCUCGCCAGCAGUAAGUGGUACCAGCAGCCCUGCUUCUAGGAAAGGUGGUAAUGUUGACUACUUGGCUCUGGAUUUCCAGUCUGGCUCCCCUGGUCCACACAGAAAGCCUUCCACGUCUUCCGCGACAUCAGAUGAGAAGGUUGACUAUGUCCAGGUGGACAAGGAUAAGACACGGGCCCUUCAGAGCACCAUGCAGGAGUGGACGGACGUCCGGCAGGCCAGUGAGCCGGCCAAAGGCAUUAAAUCCUGACAGAGUGCUAACAUGCUAAUUCUGGCAGCACGAUGAAACACACUCUGCACGUGGGCCUCCUUAUCACUUCGUUUUCAGACUGGUGUGCCAUGACAAGGGACCUUUCAUCUUUUAGCAAAACACAAACAUACAGCAAGACAUUAAGCAAUGCUAUAAAAUGGAACACAAAGCCAUAACAAUACCAUGGAGGGGAAAAAUAGUCAUUGAUCAUCAAGGAACUGCCUUGCUUCUUAACUAUGGACAAGUAUUAAGCCCAUCAUUUUCUGAAAUUGUUGUUUCAUUGUCAAUCGGUAUGGUAUACAUAAAAACAAAUGUGCUUUACUAUGCAUAUAAAAAUUCCUUGUGUCUUAUAAAUUGUUUGACUGAAAAGGUACUAGUUUCCAUUUUGUACAAAUGCUCCAGGGAAUACACAGAUUGACAUGAUUCCAAAAGUUCUCAAGUACAGCCAAUUAGAUAAUAGCAUAAUAAAUUGUUAAUAAUGUAACAUUUUCUAAAAUUAGCUUCUUUGAUUUUUACAAAGUCAUAUCAUGUUGGCUAGUUAGCACUCUGAUGACGUAUGGUAGCAUCAAACUAAAUAAAGCAAUUCAUUUUAGUCAGAACAGAAGAAUUAAACCUCUCAUUCCAAGGAACUGAAUACUUGCUGCUGUUUAAUGCUCCAAAACUCUGUAUUCUGAUUUAAACCAAAAGUAGCUAUGUUUAAACUCCAUGGGUAUUUCUUCCUGCAUGGUCUUUGGAUAAAAAAAAAAAAAAGGAAAGCUAAACAAAACAUAGUGCUCUAUAUGUUUGGAUCUGUAAUCGUAUCUAUUUACAAAGCAUUAUCUUUUCCAAAUAAUGAAUAUGUCCUCGGUUUCAUCGUAAUCGCAGAUUGAUUUUUUUUUUUUUUUAUCAAGUAACCUUUUUAUAGCACCAGGUAGAAAACAUGCUACUGUAAAUAUAGGUUGAUACUAACUCUUAUGUAAUAAUUGUCAUGUGCUAACUACUGUAGCAUUAAAAAGAUGACUGUACAUUUGAGGAUAUUCCCCAAAAUACAUUAAAAACCAAUUAAACGUUAGAAUAUGAUAUUUGACAUGCGAACGUUGCAAUGUGAUAAACAGAAGGCAGACCAUGUAAUCACCAAUUCAAUGUGUAUGUGUACAAACCGUCACAGGUUAUUGUUUUUAACAAUUUACAAGGCACAAGGUGCAGAUUGAUCUUUCUGUGAAUCGUGCUGCACAUUUGCGUUGUCUCCCUGAUUAUUGAAAAUGCACAUGUUUAAGUACCAAUAAUCUUUCCCUUCCCUUGUAAACUAAAGCCUCGUAUUUGAAAGAAAAUACCAAAUAAGAACCUCAGAUGAUGCAGUUGCAGCAUGAGUUGCAUGCAGUUGCCUUUUAUAUUUGGGAGUGCAAUAUGGGCCACAGAUAUCACUGAUUGGUGGAAAGCUAUCUGUAGUGCAGUGUUAUCAAUACUAACAAAUGGGUGCUGCAUGGAAGUUAAAUAACAGGGUUUUUUUUAGUUGAGUUGAGUGAGCUUACAAUAACUGCUUUCCAGUCAAUUUGAAUUACAGUCUGUCUUCUAUUGAUUCUGCGAAGACAGAAACCUGAAUAACAUUAUCUAGUGGCUAAGCAAACAUGAAGCUCAGCGAAAAAUAGAAAUGGCAAAACUGGUGUGCGGUAUAAAGAACAAGCUUUUCAAUUUAUGAAACUAUAUUUAAACUAUGUAGCUGAGUUGUGUAUUGAGAGAUCCAGCCAUGCAGAUUUAGCUUAGCUAUGCAUGUUCGGUGAGGAAGACGAUGAAAACAGAUCGCUCAUUCUCCCUGUAGAGACUUAGCAAUAAAUUGAAUCCGCUUGUCCUUGCCAAAUGUUUUGCUAGUGGACACAUUUUUCGUUCAUGCAAUUUUGGUUUUCAGGUAUAUUAUCAGAAAAAUGUAGAAAAGACAGUAAAUAUUGAAGUGGUUUUCAAGGGCGAUAUGACUGAUGUGAUGUGUAUAUUCUCCUCCAGUUUUCAUGGCCAUAUUUAUUAAAUGGUGCAGUUGUGUGCCAGGAGAAGUGCCACUCUAGUCUUUAUUUAUCAGACGUUAAAAAAACCGCACAGAUUUUUUUUAAUAGUUUUUUUUAUAUACAUCAAUAAUUCAUAGAAUGGUUUAUCUGCAUAGUAUACAGCUCUGGUGUUUCUAGUCUGUAGGACUAGUUGACCAGCACUAAAGCAUUUUCUGACCGACUUGUCAUUCCAGUCAAUCAUUUUUGGUGCAGCUCCGUGUAAACUCUGUGAACUCCAGAUUAAUAUGAGGUCACGAAUGUGCAUAAGUGGGACAUUUACUGUGAAAUGUUCAACAAAGUAUUUUGAAAUGAACCAGGUGAAUCAGUUACAGCUGUACUGUGUCAAGAAAAGGUUGAAUUGGAAUUUACUGCAGUAAUGAAGAGUAUUAUGUUUUAAAGGGCAGAAAGCAGAUCCAGUUUCUUUAUUACUGAUUAAUGCAUUACUUUUGUCUAAAGACGCAACAUGCAGUUUCUAUUUAAAAGCACUGUCAUACGAAGCCUUCAGAAAAAACAAAACAAAACAAAAAAAUCCCUCAGUGGAGCUACUUGGGAGGUUCUACUGUAAGCUACUUUUUAUUUAUUUUUUUUAUUAGCAAGUGUUUUAGCAUAUUAGCAUACUCUGUUUUGGUUUUCAAUAUUUAUGGCUUUCUCAAGAAAAACAAACAAGAAACCUUUUUAGAUUUUUCUAAAAGGGCAAGCUAGAAAUUCCAAAAUAUAAAUUACAUGCCAUUUUAAGAUGUCAUAAAAUGGCAUUAACAGAUUGAAAGUGUAUAUGCCAGGCCUGAACUGAAUUACAUAUGCUUUACAUCAAGGAAUUUUUUCUAUUUAUUAUUAGAUAAACACUCCAAUUCAGGUGGACCUUUAAUUUAAUUUAAGAUUACUGCUUUUUGUCAGCAUAGAUUAUGGGGCUACUUUUUUGUAACACUGAUUUUGGAAAACAUUGGAGAUGUACUUCUGUGGUAACGGUGCACUGGCAUUGUCCUUCAGCAAUCUGUGAUUCUGCUGAAAGGCAGUGAGACUGAAAUCAGUUAUUCUCCAUGCCAUUUGUGUGUGCUAUAAGUGAAAUGUGUAAUGUGCUGUCCUGGGAGAGCAUGUGUAAGUGAACUGAAUAUCUAUGUUGUGUUAAUGUGUAUGUUAUAGUGUGUCGGGUGAAUUGCUCUCUGAGCAAGAUAGAAAAAAAAGUUUUCUUUUUACUGAGUUUUCUCAAGUAAUGUACACUUUGUCUUAUUUCUACAAUUACUGUAAAGCCUUUAUACUCAAUUGCUUGUGAAUUAAUUUAUUAAUUUAUUACGUGUGUUCACAGGAAGACAAUUCCUUGUAAGAAUGACAGUUUGUGGCUCUACUAACAUUAAUUUAUGCUACGCAUCUUGAUCUUUGUGAAGCAAUAUGCCAAGUAAAGCCAGUAAAUGGUCUAAUGUGGUACUUUUGGGAUACAAAUAAAAAUGUCAUUGUUAUUUCAUGAUAUUAUAUCCUCAGAAUGUUGACCAAUAAACUGCAGUUCAAACACCA